CAGCCCGUGUCGUGUGGGAGAAGGCGUGUGGGGACUCUAUAUAUUUACACAUAAAUAGUAAAACAGUGAUAAAGGGUGGAGUGGGGCUGAUUAGGGACCAAAAAGGGGAUCUACGCAUUGAGGCAGAGGGCGUAUCAUCUGACUUUGCCCAGGCAGAAGAUCCUAGCCAGGCCAUGGCGGAAGAGGAGGUUUUUUACAGGUUACUUUGAUGAAGAGAUUUGAGGUGAAAGAUGGAAGUAAAAUAUGCUUGCUAGCUGAAUUCUCAGCCAACUUUUCAGUCAGCUAUGAAACCACUGCUAAAAAGGAAGCUACAGUUUUGUUCUCCCUCCCAGAGGAUGCAGAUGUAGACAACCGUAGUAAUUGUAAUAAUAUGACUGCACCAUUACUGGUAGUAGGCUUUGGGGAUGGUCAUUCUCUCAGCAUGAACUUCUCGAGGCACAACGCAUCAUACAAGAUGGAUGUACUGACUGUUUCUUGCAAAUGGAGUGACCAUACAUUUUUUCCAAAUGCAAGUUCCAAUGGUACCUUGGUAAAGUCUUCCAGGUUGAUGGACAUCAGUGCAAAAAUGAAUACAACAUACAGGUGUAUAAGUGAUUCUACUGUGCACAUGAAAAAUGUAAAUGUAACUCUGAGCCAGGUUCGAAUGGAAGCUUUUCCUCCAAGUAAUAAUUUCAGUAAAAUUGAAACUAAAUGCCAGGCUGAUAUAACUCCAACUUCACCUGCUACAACGCUGGUUACCACCCUGACCCCAACUACUGCAACACCACCAACACAGAAUCCUGUUCUAGGAAAAUAUAAUGUCACCACUGGCAAUAGGACCUGUCUGCUUGCAGAGAUGGGACUGCAGCUCAAUAUUACGCACGUUACCCCAGAUAAUAAGACUGCAUUGAAAAUUUUUAACAUCCAGCCAAACUUAACACAUUCGGAUGGAAACUGCAGCGAUGAUCGUGCAUCUCUUCAGUUGGCAGAUAAGUGGACCAAGCUGAAUUUUGUGUUUGUUGUGAAUAUUACUACCAAUAAGUUUUACCUGAAGGAGCUCUCUAUUUCCACGCACAUUGUUUCGCCUGCUGCUGGAGGAAAGGAAUUUAUGGCCAAAAAUGAAAGCCUGAACUACCUACAGACAACUUUAGGCAAAUCUUAUAUGUGCCAUUCCGAACAAACACUGCAGGUGAACCCAAGCUUCUCCAUCAAUGCAUUUGAGCUCCAUGUUCAGCCAUUCGGAGUAAACAACUCAAAAUAUGCAACUGCUGAAGAAUGCCAAAUGGAUAAAGACAACAUGUUGAUCCCAAUCAUUGUUGGUGCAGCUCUUGCUGGCCUUGUACUUGUUGUGUUGAUUGCUUAUCUGAUUGGAAGGAAGAGGAGCCACGCUGGAUAUCAAACCAUUUAACCUCACAUAGAUUUAGCUAUUCCACCUCUGUAACUAAUUCUUUUUCAAAGAAAUGCACGCACAUUCUCUCUGGAAUCUUGGGCAUGGACCUCUGUUAAAGGGAGUUUGAGAGAAAAAUGUUUACUGACAAACGGAACCCUCUGCCUGACAACUUGCUUCUAACAUUAUAUGUUUUUAACCAUAUAUGGUGAAAUAUUUCCCAGCGCACCCUUCCCCCAUUGCCCCUCGGCCUUGAGAUGGAGUAUAAUCAUUACAGUGUCCAACUCUGGGGUCAGUGUUCCAAUUGGGGAAAAAAUGCAUGGUAGCUAAAUGCAAACUGAAACCCAAGACCUACCCCAAUUAGAAAAUGCAAUGUUGCCGGGAGGGUAUGCACACUUAAUUCGGGUUGUGAGAGAGUGGCAACUGUGUGCCAACUUUCCACAUUUCUGUUCUACAACUGGUUCCUUUAUCCCAGGAGCAGAUGCGCUGUGGACAAGGUCAAGGCUUGUUUAUGUUAUGGAGUACAGCCAACCAAGAGAGACCAGUUUUUCGGCAGAGGUUGUACUACUGUAGUGCAAGAGCACCUUGGGAAAAGGACUGUUUGUGAGUAAAUUCAUAACAUUUCACACUUCCGCUGUGUAACCAAGAGUGUUAAUUCCUGCUUUACAAAAGUAAUGGUGUGUUGUGCAAAAUUAAUUUUUUUGGCUAAUUAGAUUUAACUUUUCCAUAGGGGUGUGUGUAUGUAUACACAAACACGUGUGCCUGUAAAUUAGGCUAUUUGCAAAUUAUGCUCCCAUCCUCUUUCCUCCCUCCCUCUCCACCCCCGCCACCACACUAAAAAAAAAGUAAAUUACAAUGGCUGGAGCAUUGGUAGAUUUAAUUCGGGUUGUGUAUUCUUUAAUCAUUGGAAUGAUACCUUUAGGAAAGGACUUGUCAUCUGCUCCUUGGCAUUUUUUCCCCACAGGAAAAAAACACCUUGGUGUAGAUUGUGUUACAGUGUUUGACCUUUUUGCAAAGAAAAGCAUAAUAAUGCUCUCACCUUGCUAGCAUUUCACUAUUGUUACCAUUCACAUUGUGAUUGUAUGGACAUAAAACAAAGUGCAUUGGGUGUGAGCAGCUUUUUCUGUUUAAAUCAGUGUUAAACCUGCAACAGCUUCACUAAUUGCUGAUAGAUAAAACCAGCUGAAUGUGGAAUCAAAUCCAGAGUUCAAACUAGUUUGUGGUAGUCAUCUUGUGUAUGUGUUGUGUGAACUUUGAUCUGUAAACUUGAAGAAUGUUGGUUGGACUAAAGGAUACCCCAGCGCAUUUAGCACACACUGUUCUCACCAAUGCUCUCAAUAUAAAUAUAAUUUAAGCUUGGUUUAGCUUGAUGGCCACCUAAUUUAAAUCUGGUUUAUGGUAUUAAAAACUUUUUUCCUGGGUUAUAUUUUUAAGCUGUUGAUUUAUGCUUUUGGGUGAUCUCUACUGAGUGCUCUACAAAUGGUUAGGAGCUGGCACUCUGUUCUCUUCUCCCCGUUUUUUAAAAAUUAAUUAAACUGUGUGCAUUUUUUUUGUGACUGCACUUUUUCAGGCAUGUCUUACCGUAUAAAAUUUCAGCCUGCCAAUCGUGCUUAAGAGCUUGUUUGGGACUGUUGACUGAAGACUUGGCACAUAAGGUGUAUGCAUUGCCUAUAACCGUGCUAAUAAAGGAUUUGUUUCUCAAAGGGCUAUGUGCUGGUUUCCCUUCUGUUAAAGGCAUUUGGCCAGCUCUCCCGAUUGGAUAACAAAGGGAAUAUUUUGUCGCACAAUCACUUAUCAAGUGUUGAUCAUUUGUUAUUGAGAAAGUCUGUUUCUAAGAUUGCAUCUGGUUAGCAAGUCUUUGUAUUGGGAAGGAGGAGGCAAACAUUCUUCUUGACCAUGUAACUGCAUCAAGUCUGAAGUUAUGCUUGUAUGAUUUCCUGCAGCAUAUUUAGGGCCUUUUUGUUUUACAAGAAAUGUUUUCAUCAACAUUGCAAGUUGCUCUGUUUUUACAUGACUUGCUUGAUUUGACCUGUUUGCACUCUGUUCCAUUCCUUUUUUUGUACUUUGCUUUUUUGAGUUUUUUUGUUUCUGUAAUCUAGUUUGAUGUUGGAGAUGAAACUUUCCUGACUUGUACUUGUGCACCAAUAAAAUUAUUUCUAUUCUGUCUGCCAAA
Molecule: messenger RNA, 3539 nt
Organism: Carcharodon carcharias (great white shark)
Lineage: Eukaryota; Metazoa; Chordata; Chondrichthyes; Lamniformes; Lamnidae
Product: lysosome-associated membrane glycoprotein 1-like
Exons: 9
Coding region: 209-1387 (392 amino acids)
Cellular component (GO): membrane
Source: RefSeq, a predicted model, not a curated record